GGAAGUUUCACGGUCCAGCAGUCCCACCCCAAUUCCAAACCGAAGCGGCCGCGCCGGCGUCGCACCGCUCACGACGCCGGACCCCUACUCCCCAUGUCCCUUCCUCACCACCUCGCCGCCGGCGAACUCCUCACCGCCCUCCGCGGCGCCUCUUGCGCCUCCUCGGCCCUCCGAUUGUACCACCUCCUCCGCAUCCGCCUCCCCCCCUCAGAUCCCUGCUCCUUCGCCGGGCGCGCCGCCGUCUUCGCCCUCAAGCCCCUCUCCGCCGCCGGCUCCCUCCCUCUCCUCUCCCACUUCCACGCGCACCUCAUCAGGUCCAACCUCCUCGCGUACCCCCAGGUCGCCUCAUCCCUCCUGCGUUCAUAUUCACUCCUCUCCCCCGCGGCCGCCCACCACCUGUUCGAUCAAAUACCCCCUGCCACCUGCAACCUGUUUGUUGUCAACGUCAUGCUUUCGUCCCUGUGCCGUUCCUCUGACCUCGCCUCCGCACGCCUAUUCUUUGACGACAUCCCCGACAAGGACAUCGUUUCUUGGUCGACUAUGCUCGCUUGCUAUUUCUCCAAUAGGAGCGUAGCUGAUGGCCUUGCCUUCUUCCGCACAAUGACAUUCACCACCACACUUGCUCCAGAUUAUGUAAUGCUCGUUACCGUCCUCACAGGAUGUGCGUCGGCUGGCUUGCUGCAGCCGUUAUGCAGAUCCAUUCACGGGUAUAUUGUGCGGCGCCAGGCAGUCAGUAUGCACCUCGGGACAUCGCUUAUUGAUUGCUAUGCAAAGGUUGGCCGCCUCGAUUAUGCUUCCCGUGUCUUUGCGCGGGUGCCCUCCAGGAAAGUGAUGCACUGGACUGCAAUGAUUUGUGGGAUGGCUAUGCAUUUGCAUUAUGACGAGGCUAUCCAGCUGUUUGAGGAGAUGCGCCGGCAAGGAGCGCGACCAAAUGAGAUGACAUUCACUGCCGUGCUCAGUGUAUGCGGGCAUGCUGGACUGGUGGAGCAAGGGAGAGAGUUCUUUAAACUUAUGGUUGAGGAAUAUGAUCUUGAGCCAACUGUACAUCACUACGGGUGCAUGGUUGAUAUCUUUGCAAAGGCAGGUCAGUUGGAAGAUGCUUAUGAGGUUAUCAAGACCAUGAGAGUGGAGCCAAAUGUCAUCAUCUGGACUUCGUUGCUAGCGGCUUGCAAGAGGUUUAAGAAUUUUGACAUUGCAAUGGAGGGACUAGAGAAAGUAUUGGCAAUGGAGAUAUCUGAUGAAAAUGGUGGAUUAUAUACUCUUAUAUCUGACCUGUAUGCCAUGGGUGGGCGGUGGGAUGAUGCGUUGAAGGUUAGGAGAUUGAUGGAGGAACAUAAUGUGCGGAAAAACAGAGGGUCGAGCUCCAUUAAGGCGCGCGAAGCACCUGGCUUGAUUGUUCCUGCAGUCAGUUGAUCUUUUGCACAGUUCAACAUCUGCAAAGUUUUGGGCUGAAUUGUUGGAUGAUACUCUUUUUGUUAGACUUGCCACAGAUGUAUUCAGCGGAUAGCUCCACACGUUGCUUGAUGAAAUCCAGCUGAGGCCUUGUGGGAAUCAGCGGGAUGAAUACAAAUUUCCGGUCUAUUCUCCUGCAAUUAUGGGUUGAGAUAUUAGAAGAAUGAUUUGGUCUCAACACAGGCGAUUCACGCGCAUAUGAUUGUGUGAUCAUGUGUUAUGAGCAAACCAAACUCAUCACUGGAUAUCCUCGUGGUCAUGUACUGAUUUCCAUCUUCUUCAUUGUGCCCAUAGGACUGGAGAUAAGGGAUACAGAUUUCUUUGAUUUGUUGCCAUUUCGGCCUUUCAGAGAGGACCGAAUGCAGACUAACAAUGGGGUGUCAGGUCAGUGGCGGAAAAUGCCAUUUGAUUCUAUACUAGUAUUUGUCAGGCUGUUGCUAACAAACAAUGUGCAGCCCUGAGCGUUUCAAAUAAAUUCUUCAACAUCGGGUCCUGGCAACGUUGUUGAUCAUCUGUUAUUUUGCUGAACGGUAUGGCAGAUGAAAUCUUUGUAGUGCCUACAUACACAGGUAAUCCUGGUGCGCUCUGUUAAAGCUCUUUCAAAACCUGUUGUAUUCGAGCAAGAAACUGUGCUCUGAUGUAAAAGGAGCUUCGAUGUAAAAACAUGUUGCUGGGAUCAUGGAACUGAGUUCUUCUGUAAAAAAAGAAGAGAAUAUUUUGCCAUGCCUGUACUUUAUGAUUGCCAUUGCCA
Messenger RNA from Aegilops tauschii subsp. strangulata, 2203 nucleotides. RefSeq names its product pentatricopeptide repeat-containing protein At1g33350. Gene Ontology annotation, molecular function: protein binding; RNA binding. Gene Ontology annotation, biological process: RNA modification. The record is from RefSeq and is a predicted model, not a curated record. Lineage: Eukaryota; Viridiplantae; Streptophyta; Magnoliopsida; Poales; Poaceae.